CCGGGGCGGAUGGCACGGGCCGCCUGUCUCCUCCGCGCGAUCUCGCGCGCCCUCCUGCUCCCGCUUCCUCUGCUGCUCCUGUUGCUGCUGCUCUUGCCGCCGCAGCUGAUGGCCCGGGCCAGGCCACCGGAGAGUCACCGUCACCGCCCUGUGAAGAGAGGGCCUCAGCUCCUGCCCGCAGCUCUGCCUAAUAGCUUGACAUCUGUCCCCGCCUCCCAUUGGGUCCCUGGUCCUGCUAGUAGCUCCAGACCUCUGCGAUGUGGUGUGCCUGACCCGCCGGAUGUACUGAACGCCCGAAACCGGCAGAAGCGCUUCGUACUGUCGGGAGGGCGCUGGGAGAAGACAGACCUCACUUAUAGGAUCCUCCGGUUCCCAUGGCAACUUGUAAGGGAGCAGGUGCGGCAGACCGUGGCAGAGGCCCUCCGGGUAUGGAGUGAGGUGACUCCGCUCACUUUCACCGAGGUGCACGAGGGACGCGCUGACAUCAUGAUUGACUUCACCAGGUACUGGCAUGGGGACAACUUGCCAUUCGAUGGGCCUGGGGGCAUCCUGGCCCAUGCCUUCUUCCCUAAGACCCACCGAGAAGGGGAUGUACACUUUGACUAUGACGAGACUUGGACUAUCGGGGACAAGGGCACAGACCUGCUACAAGUGGCAGCUCAUGAAUUUGGUCAUGUUCUGGGCCUGCAACACACCACAGCAGCUAAGGCCCUCAUGUCCCCUUUCUACACCUUCCGCUACCCUCUGAGCCUUAGCCCAGAUGACCGGAGGGGCAUCCAGCACCUCUAUGGCCGGCCCCAGCUGACCCCCACCUCCCCGACCCCAACCUUGAGCUCCAGGGCUGGGACAGAUACCAAUGAGAUUGUACUGCAGGAGCCGGAAGUCCCUCCAGAUGUCUGUGGGACCUCCUUUGACGCAGUUUCCACCAUCCGAGGCGAGCUCUUCUUUUUCAAGGCGGGCUUUGUGUGGAGGCUGCGCAGUGGGCGGCUGCAGCCCGGGUAUCCUGCUCUGGCCUCUCGGCACUGGCAGGGACUACCCAGUCCUGUGGAUGCAGCUUUUGAGGAUGCCCAGGGUCAGAUUUGGUUCUUCCAAGGUGCUCAGUACUGGGUAUAUGACGGUGAGAAGCCAGUCCUAGGCCCCGCACCACUCUCCAAGCUGGGCCUGCAGGGGUCCCCGGUCCAUGCUGCCUUGGUCUGGGGUCCUGAGAAGAACAAGAUCUACUUCUUCCGAGGUGGAGACUAUUGGCGUUUCCACCCCAGAACCCAACGAGUGGACAAUCCGGUGCCCCGACGCGCCACCGACUGGCGGGGGGUACCUUCUGAGAUCGACGCUGCUUUCCAGGAUGCUGAGGGCUAUGCCUACUUCCUUCGUGGCCAUCUCUACUGGAAGUUUGACCCUGUGAAGGUGAAAGUCCUUGAAAGUUUCCCUCGCCCCAUAGGUCCCGACUUCUUUGACUGUGCAGAGCCUGCCAACACUUUCCGCUGACGACACCUCAGAUGCAUUCAGGGCACUUAUAUCAUUAAAGAGAGCCACAGCCAUAUUUGUGGACCUGGGCUUCAGGCAUGGGUCAGACGGGGCCUAGGUCUCCUCAGGGGAGUGGGUUGGGGUGCAGCCACUGUUUGCAGGGAGGACCAUGCUGGCCAUGGUCACCUGCCAACAACUGUCUCAGAGAAGGCAAAGGCUUUGACAUUACUUAAAAAUAAGGGAGGUCUUGGGCUGACAAUAUGUCAGCUACCAGUAAUCCACAGUCAACUUGACUGCCAAGCCUCCAUCUCUGUCCCACAAAGAACCCCCCAUGGGAAUUCAGGAACCACAGUGUCUUCAUUCUGUUUCUGUAACGAGGUCCCUGUUGGUAGUGGUGUUGGUAAUGAGAUGCCAAGGGUACCAUGGUGAGGAGAUGCCCAGGAUUCCAUGCUGCCACAGCUAAGCACCUGGGCCAGCAUCUCUCCUGGUUAAGUCGGCUCUGGAGAGAUACUGGACUGAUUAUAUUCAGAUGAGUGUUUCCUGGAACGUAGGCCAAAAGCUACACAGCCAGCCAGGGAGGCAGCUGCUUCCUCCCAGAGACACUGAGCCUCAGCGGCCUCACAUACCUCACAGCCUUGCCCUGGGCCAUUUCUCCCUGGGGCCUUCCCUCUUCCCAGCACCGGUGCCUCCCAAAGCCAUGUAAAUGUGUAUACAGUGUAUAAAGCCUUUUUUAAGAAAGCCGAGACUGUCAUUAAACAUGAGUGUUUUCUAAGU
Messenger RNA from Rattus rattus (black rat), 2238 nucleotides. RefSeq names its product matrix metallopeptidase 11 (gene Mmp11). The transcript is spliced from 8 exons. NCBI's taxonomy places the organism in Eukaryota, Metazoa, Chordata, Mammalia, Rodentia, Muridae. Gene Ontology annotation, molecular function: metalloendopeptidase activity; zinc ion binding. Gene Ontology annotation, biological process: collagen catabolic process; extracellular matrix organization; proteolysis. The coding region runs from base 10 to 1485 and encodes 491 amino acids. The record is from RefSeq and is a predicted model, not a curated record. Gene Ontology annotation, cellular component: extracellular matrix.